Molecule: messenger RNA, 5901 nt
Organism: Scatophagus argus
Lineage: Eukaryota; Metazoa; Chordata; Actinopteri; Scatophagidae
Product: proto-oncogene c-Fos
Exons: 5
Coding region: 4147-5304 (385 amino acids)
Biological process (GO): regulation of transcription by RNA polymerase II
Cellular component (GO): nucleus
Molecular function (GO): RNA polymerase II cis-regulatory region sequence-specific DNA binding; DNA-binding transcription factor activity, RNA polymerase II-specific
Source: RefSeq, a predicted model, not a curated record
GACGUUAUGUAACACAACAAACACAGAGGUUGUUGUGAAAACUAAAGAACUGGGAUAAUGAUCAGCAAAAGUACAUCCUACACACCAAAGUACAUCACAGGUGAGGUCCUCUGUGGGUAGACUCAUAUAUGAAGAGACACACCUCAGCUGUUGCCUUUGACAUGGAUUACUGACGAUAUCUAGCCGCACCUGAUGUCACGGUAGGCUCCCACUGUGGUUUCCAGCAGUGCCUUUUCACUGACAAAUUGUCUUUGUCCUGUCAAGCUACCCCCAUGUUGAGGGAUUUUUAACACAAGGCGACUUUUAGACUCGCUCUUCAUGUUUGCAUAAAAAAUGUAAAUAGUUUGUCAUGCAAUGUUGCAAGGAAUCAUGGUGGCUAAAUCUUUACUCUGGAAGAUUUUUAAAAAUUCCAGACAUGUAAAAGAUGUCAGCAAAGCCUCUGUAAAGUAUUAAACAAUUUGAAAAACUGGAUUAUUUAUAAAAAGAGUCUCUACAUUUAGAUCUUAUUUUAGAACAUCUGAAUCCCACUUUUUAAUCCCAGUCUUUUACUUUCUUGCUGUUAUGUGACUGUGACCUCAGAUAGCAUGCAUGGCUCAAGUGUAAAACAAAGCAACAACUGAUUAAAAAUUAGAGUAAAAGCACAAAAUAUAAAUUUGAAAAAAAAAAGCAAAAUGAAAUACUGUAAAUGCAACACAAAAAAAUUAUGUUUUGGCAUGGAGUGUGUAUGCACUCUGAAGCAAAACUAAUGUAAACGCACACGAGGAACAUCAUAAAUUGUCAGAGCAGAGACACUUGUGUACUCAACCCUCAGGCAGUGCUUGCACCCUUUGUGAGAAAUCCAAGCAAGGGUGUGUUUAGUUCCACAGAAAGCUGGUAACUGGUUUUCUUUGUGUACUUUUCCACGACAGCAGUGAGUUUUUCUCUGCCUGAUCCUCUCCGGUCUUCCCCUUCAGACUGCGGGAGAGGGAAUCCUUUGUUAUUUUACACCAUGAGUUACGUGAAUCAUUUAACUUAAGCCAACAUUCAGACUUUGAUAUUGCUCUUCAAAUUAAUUAAUCAAUUUAACUUGAUUACUGCUUUACAACCCAUUUUCACUCCCAUGAAAACCCAAAUCAAGAUUAUCCAACACCCUUUAGUGGAAAACGAGGCAUUUAAUAAAAGCUCUAAAUGGGAGAAGAACAGAUCAAGAACUGUGUGCCCAAUAGUCAUUCUUACAUAGUUGUCAAGGUUCCCUUCACCACCACCCCACCACCAUUUUCGUUGUACCACGUAAAAUGACAACAAAGGCUAUUCUAUUCUAUCCUUCAGUUUUGGUUUUCUUUGAUUCUUUAGGGAGUGUCCCUCUCUUUACUAAACAGUUCUCUGAGGCCUAAAAGCCACUGUCUGGACCAGUCUUUUAAAAAAAUAGACUAGGAAUUGUACGCAUUAAAGUGCCGUUAUUACGUGUAAAAAGUGUUAAUAAUAUUCGUAUAAAUGUAGGUUAAAGGAGUUUAGUGUUUAGUUUUCCGCACUCGUGUUUUGUUCAACAUUCCUGGUUGCCAUAGCAACACUCCACCCCUUCGCGUCAGUGACGUCCUCAUUUUGCAUAGCAACAGCGAUCGUUUGUUUUGUGAAGACGGAUCACUCAGCAACGUAGAAUAAAAUCUUCAGCGUCGCCUAGUGAGAGAGAGGCUCACUACAACAAACAUGAACCGGAAUUUCUGGUUCCUGGAAACCGUGUCAGAGUGAGAACUCUAUGUGUGUCGUGGCUCUCAGACAACGAUCGCUCUAUGGUGUCUGCACAGCAGCGGAAUGAAACGGGACACCAAACUACCCGUUUACCUUGUGGAUUGUUUGAGUAGCCUACUUUGUUUGGUCGGCAAGAAAAGCAGUUUCCAAAUCAGUAAAGCUGACCUAGACUGUUUGUUCCCAACAACGGUUUUUUCUUAGCUCUUUAGUUGUAAGUAUAGAUGUAAUGUAAGAUGUAUAAAGCGAUGUGUUAGCAGCUAGCAUACAGGCCACUUUGUGACUAUGACGAUGUAAUUAGUUGGUUACCAUAAUAGCUCUAAUAAUAAUCGAAAAUAAAAAGCCAUACUAAACCAGACAGGCCUAAAUUGCGAGGGUUAAUUAAUGAAUGAAAGAGAUAAUCUUCACAAAGGCUUACAUUUUGGAAAAAAAAGUAUUUUGCAAUAUUUUAGGUGAUUUACACCCGCGCUUUAAAUUGUCCUACUUUAUUUUAUAACAAACCUUAUUUUUUUAAAACCUUCUUUUUUAUGUGUGGGACUUGUAAUUUUAGCACGUUCCAUCACAUGGCCUAGCAGCAGUGGUAUUAUUCACAGGAGCACAGUUAACCUUUCUAUUUACCUAAUCUGCAUGAACUUUGAAAGCUGAUGUCACUGAGUCUAAAAAUAGGCUUAAACGUAAAAACGCAGAUCGGCCAUUCACGCUCAAGUUGCUUUCAUGAAAACAGGUCUUUGAGCUGCAACGAGGGGUGUCUGCAGUUAUGUCCGACCUUUGAACCCUUCUGGUCUCGAGCCGCCUGCGACUGAAUAGGCUCAAGCAGUCCGCCUAAUGAUGUGCCGGUAAAUAAACCCAGAGGGGGCUGUGACUGCCCGGAAUCAGACAGGAGCGCAGCCCCUCUGAGCGGGGAGAGGGGCCCCCCUCUCUUCACCGUCCAUCAUUUUCACUUCGGUGUGAGGUCAUCAAAAACCUAAUUAUAGCCUAUACAAUCCCUUUUCUUAUAGGAGCUGAAUUAAGCAUAUGCGGGAAAAAGACUUACAUAAUUGGUGCCUAUAAAUUGCAUCAACACUGCUGAUUAGUAUGUGUGAAAGUGGAGGAACAAAAGCAGUGUCUCAUCCGUCAUCAUCAGGAGGAAAUCAGCCAUCAGAUCAAUAAAUUAGUAGCUAAUGGCCUACUUUUAAAAACGCAGAGGCUUUAUAUUUUUAAGUGUCUGCAGUAACUCAUUAGUGUGAUGUUACGAUUUGUAAUGCAUUUAGUCCUCAGAGUCUGCAUGAAAUAAGCUGUGUGCAUCCCACUGUUGUACUAAAAAAGGUUGGUCAAGUGUUGGGGUUUGCCGUCCUCCUCGUGUCCUAAAAGUAGCUCCUCUGAUCACCCGAGGCGCAGCUAAUGACGCUGUUAUCAGGUACAAUGCAUCACGGCCGAGCCAUUUAGCGCAUGUUUCACUGUCUUUUGUGACUGUGAGUGAGUGGGCCACACACACGCACACACACACACACACACACAAGUCCGUCUGCGCGCUCUCUGUGCGCCACAGCGCGCCCCUGUUCGCCGGAAACACCAUAUAUGGCUCGACCGGUCCACUCCGCGAUUGGCUGCUUUACUACAGCGACGGUUCUGUUGCUGGAGCUCUAUUCAUACGCAGAGACAGGUGAAAGGCAAAGUGAUAUAUGGAUGACACCUCAUUUAGCAGCUCAUAAAUAAUCAGUCGGCGCGCCGGGAGGUGUGUGCAUUAAUUAAGCUUCGUUGAGGCUCACAAUAUUGGUCCAAAUUAUAAAUUGGGGCACCUUGGAUAAUACUGCAUUGCAUGCUUUAUAGGACGAGUCAUUGUAAUCUGAACGAGUUUGAGGGAACAUUUAACCGCUGCUUUAAACUGUUUCUUGAUAUUUUGUAUUGCCAUCACCUCCCUUCUCCUGUAAGAUGUUGCCAAGCAUUCGCCAGUAGAAUUAAGGUACAUCCCGUGAACAUCUGUGGACAUUAAGGGAACAUAAUGUAUAUGAUGCAGAUGCUGCAUACGUGAAAUGACGUAGUUCAUUCAUGGCAAAGGGUUCCUCUUGCAGGCGGGGGUGUCACUUGACAUAUACUCGCUUUUUAAAAAAAACAAUAUUAUGAGUAAAUAAUAUUAGUUAAAAUGAGAAGGUUGUUGAUUUUGCUGUUCAGACAUUUGCCGGAUUUAAUGGUGAAACUGCAUAACAUCUGCUCGGUUUUUUUCCCUCUCAUUCCUCUCCCUCUGUCAAAUGGUUCGGUCUCACCACACAGAUUUCAUUCAUAAAAUUCCAGCUCACUAUAAAAGGCGGGCCUCUCCACUAUCUGCACAGUUACCACAUAUGAUCCUGGCAAAUGGAAUAUAGAAAGGCGUUCAGGCGUCAGGUUUCUAUUUAGAUUAGACAGGCUAUUCUACGUUUUAAUGCAGUAAUUUUAGACAAGAACAUGCAUCCAGACUCCGGCACUGAGUUCGACUCAUCGUCCAGCUGUAGCACAGCAUCGCCUGGCGGGGACACCCCUGGGUGCAGCCAGCAUCCUCCUGACUCGCUUUCAUCAUCAGUGGACAGCGCCAAGGAUACUGAGACCAGAGCAGCAGACUCCUUUGUUCCGACUGUGACUGCAAUCUCAACCUCGCCGGAUCUAAGGUGGAUGGUGCAGCCGACAGUAAUCACAUCUGUCUCUCCGUCGUCCGGCCGAGCAAAGACCAAAACUCACAGCGCGACCCAGUCGUCCUUCCCGGCAGCUGCAAACAAAGCAAAGCCCUCCAACAGGAAAGGGCUGAAAGACAAGCCUUCCAAAGAGGAAGAGGAAAGGAGGAGGAUCAGGAGGGAGAGGAACAAAAUUGCUGCAGCAAAGUGUCGCAACAGACGGAGGGAGCUGAUAGACACUCUGCAAGCUGAAACUGACAAGCUCGAAGACGAGAAGUCAGCCCUUCAGACAGAGAUAGAUGACCUGCUGAAGGAGAAGGCGAGACUAGAACAGGUCUUAGCCUCUCACAAACCGUCCUGCAAACUCCCUGCAAAUGAUGACGACUGCGAUGAGAGGGAGGAUACUGGAGAUGAUGUUAACACAAUGCUGCAGGAUCCUCCGGCCUCCCCGCAGCUGCUGUCCAUCUUAGAGGAUGGAAAAACCCCAGAGAGCAGCACGCCCAUUGGAGAAACCCCUAUUGGUCAAGACAUGGACAAUGUCCCCUGCAUUCCUGCUGCAGCCAUAUUGGGGAACUCCAACAUCCUACUGUGUUCGAGUGCAGAAGAGGAGGUUCUGGAGGACUUAAAAGGAGAUGACCUGGAUGACUUGGUGCCCAGCCUAGAGAUGGCAGUGACUUCUGAGAUGGCUGCAUCCGUCCCUGACAUAGACCUGAGCAGCCCCUUCUGCCUCUCAGACUGGGAAACUCUGUACAAGUCCGUAGCAAAUGACCUUGAAUCUUUGAGCACACCAGUCAUGUCUUCCAGUCCCACUUGUAGCAAUUACCGCACAGUGUUUUCCUUUAAUUUCGCUGAGAUUGAUUCGUUGGCUGAGGGUUUUGAGAACCUCAAAGGCGGUCUCAGUGCACCUGAGUUAAUGAAAGAUAGUCUAAACUCUCCAACUCUUCUGGCCUUGUGAAUGCAAAGACGUUAUGCAAUGUGAUGAUACUGUAAUUGUGUUCUGAUCAGCCAGCAAAGCUAUGGAUCUCUCUCUCUCUUAAAUAAUCUUUUGUAGUGUGAGUUUUGAUGUCGUGUAAACCUAAACAUUGAGGGUUGUGUAGAUGACAUGUUUUCUGUGAUUGUAACAGGGUUGACUUCUUCCAUACUGCUGGUGCAAUUCUCUGUGAGGAGAUUUUGCUCUGGUAGCUAAAAUGCAUGCAAAUACAAGUCAUCUGUAAUCCAAGAAGAGGUGGUAUCUUGUGCAUCUGAAAUCCCUAAAUGUGAUGUGAAUUUAGGUCAUGCUCAAUAACCUAAUAUGUGUGUUUUACUGUUGAUAAAGUUGUGUUGUAACAAGUGAAAUUAACAGGGUUACUAAUGUGUAGUGUAGGUGUAACAUCUUGCUGUAAGGUGUCCCCUAACUUGACUUUUCCUUUCAAGUGUUUCCAUAAAAAAAGAUCACGUCAUGUAUUUUAUCAAGAUGUAUUUUAUGACAUAGUUUAUUUUUUUACUUAUCGAAAAUGACCAGAUGCAAAAAAAAAAAUGUAUAAUGCUGGAAAUAAAAUGAGACAACCACAAA